Molecule: messenger RNA, 945 nt
Organism: Tauraco erythrolophus (red-crested turaco)
Lineage: Eukaryota; Metazoa; Chordata; Aves; Musophagiformes; Musophagidae
Source: RefSeq, a predicted model, not a curated record
AUGACUCCUCGGCAGCCAGAAAAAACAGAGACCCUGCUCCUCAUGGCACAGUCAUCCAGCACCAACCAGAGCUCCAUUGGCGGAGCUGAAGAAUGGUCUGAUGGAAAAGGAAAAUGGGGUGUGGAGCAGGCCUGUGACCACCACCUCCACACCCCCAUGUACUUCUUCCUCCUCAACCUCGCCCUCCUUGAUUUGGGCUCCAUCUCUACCACUGUCCCCAAAGCCAUGGACAAUUCCCUGUGGGAUACCCGGGACAUCUCGUACUUGGGAUAUGCUACACAGGUUUUUUUCUUUCUCGUCUUGAUUGUAGGGGAGUAUUGUCUUCUCGCCAUCAUGUGCUAUGACCGCUACGUUGCCAUCUGCAAACCCCUGGACUACGGGACCCUCCUGGGCAGCACAGCUUGUGUCCACAUGGCAGCAGCUGCCUGGGCCACUGGGUUGCUCUAUGCUGUGCUGCACACAGCCAAUACAUUUUCGCUGCCCCUCUGCCACGGCAAUGCCCUGGACCAGUUCUUCUGUGAAAUCCCCCAGAUCCUCAAGCUCUCCUGCUCACACUCCUACCUCAGGGAAGUUGGGUUGAUUGUGGUUGGUGCCUGUUUGGCAUUUGGGUGUUUUGUGUUCAUUGUGGUGUCCUAUGUGCAGAUCUUCAGGGCCGUGCUGAGGAUCCCCUCUGAGCAGGGACGGCACAAAGCCUUUUCCACGUGCCUCCCUCACCUGGCCGUGGUCUCCCUGGUUAUCAGCACCUGCACGUUAGCCUACCUGAAGCCCCCCUCCAACUCCUUCCCAUACCUGGACCGGGUACUGGCAGUUUUGUACUCGGUGGUGCCUCCCACAGUGAACCCCCUCAUCUACAGCAUGAGGAACCAGGAGCUCAAGAACUCCAUGAGGAAGAGGAUGACUGGAUGUUCUUCAGGAGCAAUGAACUGCCUCUUUUCUUCUGCAUAG